Molecule: messenger RNA, 1498 nt
Organism: Monopterus albus (swamp eel)
Lineage: Eukaryota; Metazoa; Chordata; Actinopteri; Synbranchiformes; Synbranchidae
Gene: gtf2h3
Product: general transcription factor IIH, polypeptide 3
Exons: 13
Coding region: 346-1248 (300 amino acids)
Biological process (GO): nucleotide-excision repair; regulation of DNA-templated transcription
Cellular component (GO): transcription factor TFIIH core complex; transcription factor TFIIH holo complex
Source: RefSeq, a predicted model, not a curated record
UAUAAAAAGUCGAAGAAGACAAACGUCGAAGGUCGGUCGCGUCCUGAUGGCGUAGUAAAUCGCCGAUUUUGGUUAGAAUAAAAUAACACCUUAUACUUUGAGAUUAUUAUAUUACAGUAAUAGUAGAUAGUGGCUGUUCUGGUCCACACUGUAGUCUAGAAGGUGACGGUAGCGCAAUUAAAAAUGUUUGUCAACCGCCAUUGAACAACCGAAGAAGAAAAAAAAGCCUCACCGAUUGAAUGGCCAUAAAUGUCAGCUUUUACUAAAUUAUACAUUGUCAGAAUAUCCAUACUUUAAAGUUACGUUAAAGUGUAACAUUUCAAAUCAAAGACAGAAGCCAACGGGAUGGCAUCAGAGGAUGAAGCUAAUUUGUUGGUCAUCGUCAUUGAUGUAAAUCCCAUAUGGUGGGGGCAGCAGGCUCAACGUGAGCCACAGUUUACCCUGUCGAAGUGUGUGGACGCAGUCCUGGUGAUGGGGAACUCCUACAUGGCCAUGGCCAGGACAAACAAGCUGGCUGUCAUUGCCAGCCACUGUCAGGACAGUCACUUCUUGUAUCCCAAUAAGACCUGGAGAGCCGGGGACAGUGGUGGGGAUGACGCACCCUCCAGCGGAGAUGGAAAAUAUGAACUCCUGUCAGUUGCCAAUAACCUUAUUGCUGAUGAGAUCAGGAAUGUUAUGUCACAAACUGAAGUGAGGGGGAAUUCAACAGAUACUUUGUUGGCUGGAUCCCUUGCCAAAGCUCUCUGCUAUAUUCACAGGGUCUCAAAAGAGCUGGAAGUUGGACAGGAGAUGAAAUCAAGAAUAUUAGUGAUAAAAGCAGCUGAGGACUGUGCCCUCCAGUACAUGAACUUCAUGAAUGUGAUUUUUGCUGCCCAGAAGCAGAACAUCCUGAUAGACGCCUGUGUGUUGGACUCAGACUCAGGUCUCCUUCAGCAGGCGUGUGAUAUAACUGGAGGAUUGUACCUCAAGAUACCACACAAGGUUGCCCUGACACAAUACCUUUUGUGGGUGUUCCUGCCCGACACCGAGGAGCGUUCACAGCUGGUGCUGCCGCCGCCGGCACACGUGGACUACAGAGCUGCAUGUUUCUGCCAUCGUAAUCUCAUUGAGAUUGGUUAUGUCUGCUCAGUUUGUCUAUCAAUAUUCUGCAACUUCAGCCCCAUCUGCACAACUUGCGAGACUGCCUUCAAAAUCAAACUACCACAGAUGGUUAAGCCCAAAAAGAAGAAACUCAAGCAAACUACAUGAUUUAUUUUUUUCCAUGUAAUUUCACUAAUAUUGCCAGUUUAGUUUUUGUCAUAUUUAGAUAAACCAUUUUGUUUAUUAUAGAUUCAUAACAAGCUUUGGUGACAUCCCAGAAAUGCCUGUUGAUGUGAUUAGCUUGAUGGUGGAGGCUGAUACUUCACUGUUUUAUUUAAUUUUAUUUUCUUGAAUAAUUUACUCAAGAUGUAAAUUAUUGCUUUUUGGGGGAAAAUUUAACUUUCUUCAUUUUUGUGAU